This is a messenger RNA of Zootoca vivipara (common lizard), 2564 nucleotides long. Its product is annotated as START domain-containing protein 10. The record is from RefSeq and is a predicted model, not a curated record. Gene Ontology annotation, molecular function: lipid binding. NCBI's taxonomy places the organism in Eukaryota, Metazoa, Chordata, Lepidosauria, Squamata, Lacertidae.
UGCUGCUGGCAAGUGCCCAGCUGGUUCUGCAACUCAGUGCGGCAAAGUCAGAGGCAGGUUAAGAGAAGCAGAAAUUAGGAGAGGGAUAGGAAAGAGGCAUGGGAGGAGCGAGGCACUGGAGAAUACUGGGGAUAGAACACCGAAAUGGGCUCUGGGUGUAUUUGUGCACUUACAGAUUAUCCACAUAAACAGCAGAAGCUUCCCAGGGGGGCCUGGUGCCCUUUGGCAGGACUGAGAAGGCAUCCACACUGCCAGGAACAGCCGUGACUCUUCUGCAGGAGAGGAGCGUCGAGGCUCUGAAGAGCCCACGCCAUGCAAUUGAUGGAGGCACUGCCGUUCCUUCUCUCCCAGAGUCAGGGCUGGGGGCCCAAAGAGGCCCCUGACAGAGCUGGGGAGGGAGAGUUAUGAAGGAAGAGAGGGAAGUGACCAGGGCAGCGCUGAGCCCAGCGUAGCUUCCCCAGUAGCCAGCCAGGAACCUCUCUCGCCUGGGUGGGCAUUUGGCACAGCUCCUUUUCUCAGAAAGCCUGCCGGCCCUGGAGGAAGCUACACCUAUGUCUGGGGAAGGAGAGAGAGCCUACAUCCCAGAUGAUUCCGACUUCAACACUUUCCGGGACCAGUGUGAAAGCCAGGAAGGCUGGAGCAGCCGGUAUAACAAGGGAGGAGUGGCAGUGUGGACCCAAAUGCAGGAGGAGAGCAAGACUGUCCAGAAAAUCAAGAUGCGUAUCGUCUGCCGUGAUGUGCCUCCAGAGACGCUCUAUGAUGUUCUACAUGACACCAGUUACCGCAAGAAGUGGGACUCCAACAUGAUUGAGACCCACGACAUUGGGCGCCUGACUGUCAACGCAGAUGUCGGAUAUUACUCCUGGAGGUGCCCAAGUCCUCUGAAGAAUAGGGACUUUGUUACCUUGCGCUCCUGGCUGCCCCUUGGUCAUGACUACAUGAUCAUCAACUACAGUGUCAAACAUCCAAAGUAUCCGCCCCGAAAGGACUGCGUGAGGGCCGUAUCCCUACAGACCGGCUACUUGAUCAAGGCAACGGGCAAGAGCGGCUGCAUUCUUUACUACCUCACCCAAGUAGACCCUCGAGGCUCCUUACCAAAGUGGGUGGUGAAUAAAGCGUCUCAGUACGUGGCACCAAAGGCUAUGAAGACGAUCUAUAAGGCAGGGCUGAAGUACCCAGAGUGGAAACGGAAGCAUGACCCUGGCUUUAAGCCUUGGUUGCACCCAGAACAGAACAUGUUGCCCAGCAUUAGCCUAGAAGAGCUCUCCCUGCAGCAUGCUGACUCCUUGGAGAACAUUGACGAGAGCAGUCUGUCUGAAGCCAAGACGAGCCUCAGUGACGAGGAGGCCUGAGGCCAGGAUCCGGAUGCACAGCCGUCCUGUGGGCUGGAUGAGGCCUUCUUCCACCAUCCAGAGCAGAACAGCUCUCACAGAGCCACCUGCCCACCCAACAGAACACAAAGCCCCCUGCCCGCCAACUCCCCACCUUCCAAGACACACAGACACACCAGGGGCGUUCAGCGCUACUUUUCAAGAAGCGCACAUAUGACCAGUGGCCACAGAUUGUUCUUGUCUCCUUCCCUAUUUGUGAAUCUUGUUGGGAAUCACCACAAUUGUGCAUGGGAUGGUGGUUUCAGGUGGCCAUGACAGGCCUGCAGAAUCUCAGUGCAUGGGAAUGGACCCCACAGGACCAACGAACAUUGUGGAUCUGCCCAGAGCUCGGCAAGGGGUGGAAGGGUGGGGUUCUCUCACUUGCUGCUUUGCAUUCUAGCUUUUUAGAGCAGUUUGGUGGCACUUGGGGGACAGCCCCACUAGCAAUGCCCUGGACCAUUCACCAAAAGUUGACAUUACAUACUGUAGGUGUGGAAUGAGGACCCAGGAUGCUGGAAGGUGUCCUUCACAUUCAUACAUACUGCUAAGCCACAGGUGCCAAUGUGAUUACUUGGGCCUGGUACAUUGUAUGUGGAUUGGGGGCCCUGCAUUCUUCCCUCUGUAAUCUAUUAGCAAGAACUGCUAGUUAUGCACAUAUAUUAAUUUAGCCUGGCCUACCUCACAGUGCUGUUGCAAACAGGAAGGGCGGGAUAGAUGUACAUGACCUUGAACUCUUGGAAGGAAAAGUCACACACAAACACAUCAUGCCAUUCACAGAUUGUGUAAAGAAAAACAAGCCUGUACAAUCUCAGAAAAGCAGCCCUCCCCCCUUGUUUUAAAUGCAACAUUUUAUAAUUCUGUUACCUACUGCAAGAUACCGAAACAAUAAUAAUAAAAAAGUUUGCCAACCUUGACAAAUCGAUAAACAACAACAAGGAGAAAAAUAUUGUAAGUGUGUGCAGUUUCAAACUUUGCUAUCUUAACUAUGAACUCUCAGAUGAGGCUACCUCACAGGAUUGUUGUAAAGAUUAAAAAAAACGGGGAAAAGAAGACAAUUAUACUCCUUGAAAUCCCAGCAGUUAAAGCAUGAUACAAACAAAAGAUAAAAAAGGUAAAGGACCCCUGGACGGUUAAGUCCAGUCAAAGGCGACUAUGGGGUGUGGCGCUCAUCUCGCUUUCAGGCCAAGGGAGCCA